Macrosiphum euphorbiae (potato aphid) is the source of this 1218-nucleotide messenger RNA. The record is from the annotation of a GenBank genome assembly. Lineage: Eukaryota; Metazoa; Arthropoda; Insecta; Hemiptera; Aphididae.
AUGUACGAAGUACUCAGCCUGGUGAAAACGGCGUACUACGCUUGUAACGAGAUCGACCGUAACGAGUACGACUUGAUGGAAACACCGGACGUCGAUAUGCAAGAUUGUUGCGAGGCGCUGUUCGCAAUUUUAAAAAUCAGCAAAAACCAAAGUCAGGGCAACGAUAGGCAGACCAUGUUCGGCAGAUCGCAAUUCCCAAUUAAUGACCACAGGUUUGAAAACAUAUGCGAAAAUGCAGCGUUGCACGGGCACAUCGAUUGCCUGAAACUUGCUCACGAGGUCGGCGUCCCUUGGACCAUAAACCCUUACAACCCAUUUGAUUGGGCCAAGGAUAUGGCGUGCGGCAAAGCUGCGGCAUCGGGCAAUCUAGAAUGUCUAAGAUACGCAUGGGAAAACGGAUGCCCGUGGGACGAGUGGACGUGCACCCAAGCAGCACAUAAUGGUCAGCUGGAGUGUCUGAUUUACGCACGGGAAAACGGAUGCCCGUGGGACAAGUGGACGUGCACCCAAGCAGCACAUAAUGGUCAGCUGGAGUGCUUGGUUUACGCACGGGAAAACGGAUGCCCCUGGGACGAGGAGACGUGCACCCAAGCAGCACGUAAUGGACAGCUGGAGUGCUUGGUUUACGCACGGGAAAACGGAUGUCCCUGGGACGAGGAGACGUGCACUCAAGCAGCACGUAAUGGACAGCUGGAGUGCUUGGUUUACGCACGGGAAAACGGAUGCCCGUGGGACCAGUGGACGUGCACCCAAGCAGCAUAUAAUGGUCAGCUGGAGUGUCUGAUUUACGCACGGGAAAACGGAUGCCCGUGGGACGAGUGGACGUGCGCCCAAGCAGCAUAUAAUGGUCAGCUGGAGUGCUUGGUUUACGCACGGGAAAACGGAUGCCCGUGGGACGAGCGGACGUGCGCCCAAGCAGCACAUAAUGGUCAGCUGGAGUGCUUGGUUUACGCACGGGAGAACGGAUGUCCCUGGGACGAGGAGACAUGCAGCAAAGCAGCAUAUAAUGGUCAGCUAGAGUGCUUGGAAUACGCACGGGAGAACGGAUGUCCCUGGGACGAGAAGACAUGCAGCAAUGCCGCAUGUAAUGGUCAUCUAGAGUGCUUGGAAUACGCACGGGAGAACGGAUGUCCCUGGGACGAGGAGACGUGCGCCCAAGCAGCAGAUAAUGGUCAGCUGCAGUGCUUGGAAUACGCACGGGAGAACGGAUGUCCCUAG